AUGCAGGAGGAUGACCGAAGGCCGGCUGAAUCCCGGUUGCCGCACGACAGUCGCCACCGCACCUUUCUCCUCGUUCGAGACUGGAUCGAUGCGCACAGAGCGGGCAUCUCUACCAGCCUGUACCUGGUCGCGGGAGCGUCACUUUGGCUUCUCAAACGCAGCGUCCGAGACUACAGAGUGAACCGUAUCCAUCAGGUUGCCGACAUUCCAGAUUUCCUUUUGAAACGCCAUGCUACAUUGAAGGGCGUCAUUGCCUCAGUCGAACCCCUUUCGGGGCUCUUAUAUUUCUACCACGUGCCUAUGCUCCACCGGUUCAUUCUUUGUUUCCUUCCUCUGCCCAUUCUCGUUCCGCGCCCCGUCUCGCCCUCGAGUUCGGCUGGAUCUCACAAGGCAGGAGGAAAAUCCAGAGGUUGCAGCGAGCAUCUGUCGGCUCUGGAGAGAAAGCGAUAUUCAGUGCUGGCAAGCCUGUUUCCUUCGUCUUCCGCAUCGCGCUCGCUCCUGCCUCUUCGACUACAUUCUGUUGACUUUCCUCAUUUCCUCGCGGCAGGUCACACCGGGCAGACGAUGCGCGGCGCAGAGGGGGCCGCUGGUGUGGAUUGGGACUUUUCAUCUCCAGGGCGCAGAGGAGGGCAGAUUGUUGAGGAAGGCGACCUUUCGGGGCGAGGCAGGGCGAAUCCGAGGUCAGCUGAGGACGUCGUGUUCGCUCUCAAAGAGUUCCUCGAUGCGCAUCUCCUCCAACAACGCGUCGCCGUCACCCUGAUCCACAGAGAAGAAAGACUCAAAGGAUGCAGGCGCGGAGAGGACGGAGGUGACAGUGAACUAACGGGGGAAGCCGAGCGGGAAGACGACGCCGGAAACAGGCGGAACGGGUUCAGCUCAAGUGAGACGCUGGAAAGCCGGCAGAAGGGGCGGGCAUUCCACGGGCCUCGGCGCGGCGAUGCAGGACGACGGGACUCCUCGCUGUCUCCCUGUGCGACACAGGAGCAGUUCGAGGCGUGGCCUUCUUGUCAUGUGCUUCGUGUUCGGAUGCACUACUUCAGAAAAGGCGUAUUCAAUCUCCGCCGCUUCGAUCUCGAGGAAGAGCUGCUUCGCCGCGGACUCGCAGUCGUCGCACGUGAACGCCUGAGGGAAGAGCAGCUGCGCAGACCGGAAGAAAUAGGAACGCUCGCCUCAGUGUUUGCCUUCUUCAAGCGGCGUCGUGCCGCGCAGCGACUCCGGCAGCUCGAGGCUCUUGAGGCGAAAGCCAAAGCGAGUGGACUCGGCAUCUGGGCUGUCGACUGCCGCGGUGAAUGCGCUGCUGAGCGGGGCGACCCUGCGAGUCAGGCUUCUUCUGGACCGUCAGCGUCGGUGCAUCGAGGGAGAACAACGACCCGCAUGCUGAGGACUUUGGUGUCAACGGUUGCGUCCGAGGCGUCGUCUCUCGCUUCUUUGCCUAAGGACGCGUCAGCUUCGCCUGCCGCCUCUUCAUUUGCUUCGUGUGCCUCUUCGUCCUCGGCUUGUCCUCCAAGCCCGCGUUCUGCGGCUUCGACUCCGCUCGCCGCUUGUCGCAAUUCCCAUGCGGGUACCUCUCGUUCCGCUUCCCCGUCCGCUUCUUCGUGCUCGUCUCCUUCAUCUGUGUCUUCUCCUCUUCAGUCGUCUCCGCCCCGCUCUGAGUCGACGUUUCGCCCGCAUCUCCCGUUAGUGGGUUCGCUGCUGGGCAGGGUGCGUUUCGAGUUUCUGCAGCGUCUCGCCGAGUGCCCCGUAGAGCGUACGCGUGCGUCCCCUCUCUCUCCAGGCAUGCGUGCCCUGAGGGCGAACUCGAUUCCCCCUAUUUAUCCUCGAUUCUCGUUUGCUGACUGUGUCUCUCCACCGGCGGCAACCUCGCCUCAAGCCCCAUCCUCUCGCCCGAGUUCUAGCUCUUUCGCCGCCAACUCGGGUUCCUCUCCGUUGUGUCCUUCGGCUUCCGCGUCUGUCAUUGGCGAGUCGGCGUUCUCGUCGACUACGAGAUUCCUGAAAUUCCAGCAGAGCGCAAGGCGAAAACCGUCGUUUCGGGGGGUGCGCUGGCCUUUUCUGUCAUCGCAGGCGACGGGGUGCUUUGUGGAGGACGGAGUAAAUCGCAUUUCGCAUCUCCGGCUUCCAGCGGAGGCUCUACGGCAAGCGAGCUCGAAGGGGGGAGGUGGAAGGGAUAAACACGAAGCGAGCGCAGCGGAGUCGUGCGGAUCGGAGGUUCUGAGCGGCGCGCGCCAGCUAGCUGGGUUCACACGGAUGUCUCGAAUAUCCGGUGAAAACGUAACACGACUCAAGCACUUAGCGUCGCGCCGCAGGGCAGCGAGGCUUUUGUCCUUUCGAAGCGGAGAGGCUGCGAGGGAGGAAACGGCGGCGGCUCGAGCUGCGCGACAGACGCCGAGCGGGCUUGGGGGCUUGCCUGGGCAGGCACACAGAGGGGUAGAUGCCAUGAGAAAGGCGAUGAAUUGUCCAGUCGCGUAUAGCAAGAGACGCGACAGAGGAGGCGGCGGUGAAGAAGGCGUCCGCGUUGCAGGAAUGGCUAGAGACGGCGCGUCUGGCUUGUUGAGCGGCCUGGCGCCUCGACAGCCCAAAGCAAGGGACUGGGCGUUAGCCGCGCAGUUAGCAGCGGCAGAGCUCAUAAGGGUGUUGAAGACAGGAUUGCUGUGA
Messenger RNA from Besnoitia besnoiti, 2652 nucleotides. RefSeq lists its product as uncharacterized. The record is from RefSeq and is a predicted model, not a curated record. NCBI's taxonomy places the organism in Eukaryota, Apicomplexa, Conoidasida, Eucoccidiorida, Sarcocystidae. Bases 1 to 2652 code for a protein of 883 amino acids. The transcript has 6 exons.